Messenger RNA from Linderina pennispora, 7140 nucleotides. Its product is annotated as Prp-8-prov protein. Bases 1 to 7140 code for a protein of 2379 amino acids. The transcript is spliced from 4 exons. Gene Ontology annotation, biological process: spliceosomal tri-snRNP complex assembly; mRNA splicing, via spliceosome. NCBI's taxonomy places the organism in Eukaryota, Fungi, Kickxellomycota, Kickxellomycetes, Kickxellales, Kickxellaceae. Gene Ontology annotation, molecular function: U5 snRNA binding; metallopeptidase activity; pre-mRNA intronic binding. The record is from RefSeq and is a predicted model, not a curated record. Gene Ontology annotation, cellular component: U5 snRNP; catalytic step 2 spliceosome.
AUGACUGGUCGCGAAACGCGUGGGCAUGGCGAGCAGCAGCUAGCGCCAACGGACGCGCAGUUCGUGCCGGUCGCGCCCUCUGAGUCAGAGCUAGACAAGAAGGCGCAGGAGUGGCGGGCACUGAACAGCAAGCGGUACGACACGAAGCGGCGGAUGGGGUUUGCAGAGCAGGAGAAGGCCGACAUGCCCGCUGAACACCUGCGCAAAAUCAUCAAGGACCACGGGGACAUGAGCGCUCGCAAGUUCCGGCACGACAAGCGCGUCUACCUGGGAGCGCUGAAGUACGUGCCACAUGCAGUGCUGAAGCUGCUGGAGAACAUGCCGAUGCCGUGGGAGCAGGUGCGCGAAGUACCGGUUCUGUACCAUGUCACAGGCGCGAUCACGUUUGUGAACCAGAUUCCGUGGGUGAUCGAGCCCGUGUAUUUGGCGCAGUGGGGCACGAUGUGGAUUAUGAUGCGGCGUGAAAAGCGCGACCGCAAGCAUUUUAAGCGCAUGCGGUUCCCGCCGUUCGACGAUGAGGAGGCGCCGCUGGAUUAUGGCGACAAUCUGUUGGACGUCGAGCCGCUGGAGGCGAUCCAGAUGGAGCUGGACGAGGAGGACGAUGCGCCGGUCAUAAACUGGCUGUACGACAACAUGCCGCUGGCUGAUGAAGAUGACGAGGACAGCGAUAGCGACUCCGACGACGGGGACAAGCGCAAAGCCCCAUUUAGGCGCGUCAACGGCACGUCGUACAAGCGCUGGCGGCUGGACUUGCCGGUGAUGGCGAAUCUGCACCGGCUGGCGGGGCAGCUGCUGUCAGACAUGAUUGAUCCAAACUACUUUUAUCUGUUCGACCUGAACUCGUUCAUCACGGCCAAGUGCCUGAACAUGGCGAUUCCGGGCGGGCCAAAGUUUGAACCAAUGUACCGCGACAUCAACCCGGCAGACGAGGACUGGAACGAAUUCAAUGACAUCAACAAGAUCAUCAUCCGGCAGCCGAUCCGCACCGAGUACAAGGUGGCGUUCCCGCACCUCUACAAUUCGCUGCCGCGCAACGUGCGUGUGUCGGCGUACCACACGCCGGCCGUGCAGUAUGUGAAGCCAGACGAUCCAGACCUGCCGGCGUUCUACUUUGAUCCGGUGAUCAACCCGAUCUCGUCGCGCAGCCUGGUGUCGCAGUUCCAGGAUGACGCGCGCGCAGUGGAGGACGAGAUUUUUGGUGACGGCGAUGAGGAUGACGAGUUUGUGCUGCCAGAGCACGCAUCGGCGUUCCUGGAGGACACACCGUUGGAAACAGAUAACACGGCUAACGGAAUUGCCCUGUACUGGGCGCCGCACCCGUUCAGUGCUCGGUCGGGACGCACACGGCGCGCCGAGGACGUGCCGCUGGUGAAGGACUGGUACAUGGAGCGGUGCCCGCAGGGGAUGCCGGUCAAGGUGCGGGUGUCGUACCAGAAGCUGCUGAAGAACUACGUGCUGAAUGCAAUCCGGACGCAGCCGCCCAAGGCGCAGCGCAAAAAGUACCUGUUCCGGCAGUUCAAGGCCACAAAGUUCUUCCAGUCGACUGAGAUCGACUGGGUGGAGGCCGGACUGCAGGUGUGCCGGCAGGGGCACAACAUGCUGAAUCUGCUGAUCCACCGCAAGAGCCUCAAUUAUCUGCACCUGGACUACAACUUCAACCUGAAGCCAGUCAAAACGCUGACCACCAAGGAGCGCAAGAAGAGCCGCUUCGGCAAUGCGUUCCACUUGUGCCGCGAGAUCCUGCGGCUGACCAAGCUGAUUGUCGACUCACACGUGCAGUACCGACUCGGCAACGUCGAUGCGUUCCAGCUCGCCGACGGGCUGCAGUACCUGUUUGCGCACGUGGGACAGCUCACGGGCAUGUACCGGUACAAGUACCGGCUGAUGCGGCAGAUUCGGGCGUGCAAGGAUUUGAAGCACGUGAUCUACUCCAACGCCAACAAGGGCAUCGGCAAGGGCCCAGGCAUCGGGUUCUGGGCGCCGGGCUGGCGCGUCUGGCUGUUCUUCCUGCGCGGCAUCGUGCCGCUGCUGGAGCGCUGGCUGGGCAAUCUGCUGGCGCGGCAGUUCGAGGGCCGGCACUCCAAGGGCAUCGCAGCGUCAGUGACCAAGCAGCGCGUGGACUCGCACUUUGACCUGGAGCUGCGGGCAGCCGUCAUGCACGAUAUCCUCGACAUGAUGCCCGAGGGCAUCCGCGGCAACAAGAGCAAGGUCAUUCUGGCGCAUCUGUCGGAGGCCUGGCGGUGCUUUGCGCCCGAGACGCGCGCGAACAUUCCGUGGCAGGUGCCCGGCAUGCCGCAGGCGGUGGAGAACAUGAUUCUGCGGUACGUCAAGUCCAAGGCCGACUGGUGGAUGUCAGUGACGCACUACAACCGUGAGCGGAUCCGGCGUGGCGCCACAGUGGAUAAGGCGAUUGCGCGGCGGAACUGCGGGCGGCUGACGCGCAUGUGGCUCAAGGCCGAGCAGGAGCGCCAGCGCAGCUACCUGAAGGACGGACCGUAUGUGAGCGCCGAGGAGGCCGUGGCCAUAUACACCACGGCGGUCCACUGGCUCGAAUCGCGGCGGUUCGCGCCGAUCCCGUUCCCGCCGCUAUCGUACAAGCAUGACCCGAAACUGCUGGUGCUGGCGCUGGAGCGGCUGCGCGAGUCGUAUUCGGUACAGGGCCAUUUGACGUCGUCGCAGCGUGAGGAGCUCGGGCUGAUCGAGCAGGCGUUUGAUGCACCGCACGAGGCCCUGAACCGCAUCAAGCGGCUGCUGCUGACGCAGCGUGCGUUCAAGGAGGUUGGGAUUGAGUUCAUGGACAUGUACUCGCACAUGAUCCCGGUGUAUGACGUUGAGCCGCUGGAGAAAAUCACCGAUGCGUAUCUGGACCAGUACCUGUGGUACGAGGCUGAUAAGCGCCGGCUGUGGGCGCCGUGGAUCAAGCCUGCCGACUCGGAGCCGGCGCCACUGCUGGUGUACAAGUGGUGCCAGGGCAUCAAUAACCUGGACGGCGCCUGGCAGACUAGCAACGGCGAGUGCACGGUGAUGCUGGAGGCCACGUUGGCCAGCGUCUUUGACAAGAUCGACCUGACGCUGCUGAACCGCCUGCUGCGGCUGAUCCUGGAUCACAAUCUGGCUGACUACAUGACGGCCAAAAACAACGUGGUGCUGAGCUUCAAGGACAUGAACCACGUGAACUCGUACGGCCUGAUCCGCGGCCUGCAGUUCGCGCCAUUCAUGUUCCAGUUCUACGGCAUGAUCCUGGAUCUGCUGAUCCUGGGGCUGCAGCGCGCGUCCGAGUUCGCCGGGCCGGCCAACGCGCCCAAUGACUUUUUGCAGUUCAAGGACGUUGAGACCGAGCGGCGCCAUCCGAUCCGCAUGUACAUGCGGUACAUUGACCGGAUCUACAUGCUGUUGCGGUUCGAUGAUGCGGAGGAUUCGCGUGAGUUGGUGCAGCGUUUCCUGACAGAGAACCCGGACCCGAACAACGAGAACGUGGUCGGAUACAACAACAAGCGGUGCUGGCCGCGCGACUCGCGCAUGCGGCUGAUGAAGCACGACGUGAACCUGGGGCGGGCGGUGUUCUGGGACAUCAAGAACCGGAUCCCGCGAUCUCUGACGACCAUCGACUGGGACGAAUCCGACACAUUCGUGUCCGUGUACUCGCAGGACAAUCCGAACCUGCUGUUCGACAUGGCCGGAUUCGAGGUGCGAAUUCUGCCAAAGGCCAGGCAGCUGGGCGAACCGCAGGCAUUGCAGGACGGGUCGUGGGCACUGGUGGACGACCGCACCAAGGAGCGCACGGCGACCGCGUUUUUGCGCGUGGACGAUGCGUCGAUGCAGCGGUUCAAUAACCGCAUCCGCCAGAUCCUGAUGUCCUCGGGCAGCACCACGUUCACCAAGAUCGCCAACAAGUUCAACACGGCGCUGAUCGGUCUGAUGACUUACUACCGCGAAGCGGUGGUGCAUACGCGCGAGCUGCUGGAUCUUUUGGUCAAGGCCGAGACCAAGAUCCAGGCGCGCAUUAUGCUUGGCCUCAACUCCAAAGACAGCAACCGUAUGCCGCCGGUGAUCUUUUACUGCUACGGCGCCGGCCACCGCGAGCUGGGCGGCCUGGGCAUGCUGUCCAUGGGCCAUGUGCUGAUUCCGCAGUCGGACCUGCGGUGGUCCAAGCAAACCAACACGGGCGUGUCGCAUUUCCGCGCUGGCAUGUCGCACGCUGAGGGCCAACUGAUUCCGAAUCUGUUCCGGUACAUUCUGCCGUGGGAGAGCGAGUUCACCGACUCGCAGCGCGUCUGGGCCGAAUACGCACUGAAGCGCCAGGAGGCCAAUGCCCAGAACCGCCGCUUGACACUCGAGGACCUCGAGGACUCGUGGGAUCGUGGCAUCCCGCGCAUCAACACACUGUUCUCCAAGGACCGCCACACGCUGGCCUACGAUAAGGGAUGGCGGCUGCGCACCGAAUGGAAGCAGUACCAGUUGCCCAAGGCCAACCCGUUCUGGUGGACGCAUGCCAAGCACGACGGAAAGCUCUGGCAGCUCAACAACUACCGCACCGACAUGAUCCAGGCCCUGGGCGGUGUCGAGUGCAUUCUCGAGCACUCACUCUUCCGCGGCACCUAUUACCCGACCUGGGAGGGGCUGUUCUGGCAGCAGCAGUGCUUUGCCCGCGGCACCCAGCGACAGCUGACGAAUGCGCAGCGCUCCGGUCUGAACCAGAUCCCGAACCGGCGCUUCACUUUGUGGUGGUCGCCAACAAUCAACCGCGCAAACGUCUACAUUGGCUUCCAAGUGCAGCUCGAUCUAACAGGUAUCUUCAUGCACGGCAAACUGCCGACCCUGAAGAUCUCGUAUGUGAGUCUGUUCCGCAGCCACGCCUGGCAGAAAUCCCACGAAAGCCUGAUUCUCGACCUCUGCCAGGUGCUCGACAAUGAGCUCGAGCCGUUGCAAAUCGAGACGGUGCAGAAGGAGGCCAUUCAUCCGCGCAAGUCAUACAAGAUGUCGAGCUCGGCUGCAGACAUUACCUGCUUCGCCUCGUACAAGUGGCCAGUCUCGACACCCAGCCUUUUGACGGACGCCCGUGACCGCAUGGAUGCCGGCACCACGCAGAAGUACUGGAUUGAUGUGCAGCUGCGCUGGGGCGACUACGACUCGCAUGAUAUUGAGCGGUAUACGCGCGCCAAGUUCUUCGACUACACCAGUGACGGCGUCAGCAUCUACCCGUCGCCAACGGGCCUGAUUAUCGGCGUCGACCUUGCCUACAACAUGUACUCGGCCUACGGCAACUGGAUCCCCGGAAUGAAGCCAUUGAUGCAGCAGGCCAUGGCCAAGAUCAUGAAAGCCAGUCCGGCCCUGCACGUGGUGCGCGAGCGCAUCCGCAAGGCCCUGCAGCUGUUCUCAAGCGAGGCCACGGAAAGCUACCUGAACAGCACCAAUUAUGCCGAGCUGUUCUCGCACCAGACGUGUUGGUUCAUCGACGACACUAACGUCUAUCGCGUCACCGUGCAGAAGACCUUUGAGGGCAAUUUGACCACCAAGCCAAUUAACGGCGCCCUGACCAUCCUUAACCCGCGUACCGGCCAGCUCUUCGUCAAGGUCAUUCACACAUCGGUGUGGGCAGGCCAAAAGCGCCUUGGCCAGCUGGCCAAAUGGAAGACCGCUGAGGAGACCGGCGCCCUGGUGCGCUCACUGCCGGUCGAAGAGCAGCCGAACCAGCUGAUUGUCUCGCGCAAGGGCAUGCUCGAUCCACUCGAGGUCACAAUGCUGGACUUCCCCAACAUCACCAUCCGCGGCAGCGAAAUGCAGCUGCCACUGCAGGCACUGCUCAAGGUUGAGAAGCUCGGCGACAUGAUCCUCAAGGCCACCGAGCCCAAGAUGACGAUGUGGACCUGCUACGACAACUGGCUGGCGACCGUCUCUCCCUACACGGCGUUCUCGCGUCUAGUCCUGAUCUUGCGCGCCCUGCACAUCAACAACGAGCGCGCCAAGAUCAUCCUGCGGCCCGACAAGCACACGGUGACUGAGCCGCACCACCUGUGGCCGACGCUGACGGACGAGCAGUGGAUCAAGGUCGAGAACCAACUCAAGGACCUGAUUCUGGCAGACUACGGCAAGAAGAACAACGUCAAUGUGGCCUCCCUGACAGCCUCCGAGAUCCGCGACAUCAUCCUGGGUAUGGAGAUCCAGGCGCCCUCGCAGCAGCGCCAGCAGAUCGCCGAGAUCGAAAAGCAGGCGCGCGAGCAGGCCCAGAUGACCGCCGUUACCACUAAGACGCAGAACGUCCACGGCGACGAGAUCGUCGUCACCACCACCAGCAACUACGAGUCGCAGACCUUCGCUUCCAAGACCGAGUGGCGCCUGCGUGCCAUCGCUGCGCAGAACCUGCCGCUGCGUACCAAGCACCUGUAUGUCAACAAUGACGAUAUCAGCGACAUGGCGUGCACAUACGUGCUGCCCAAAAACCUGCUCAAGCGCUUUAUCACCAUUGCUGAUCCACGCACCCAGAUCGCCGGCUACCUGUUCGGUGUCUCGCCCAAGGAGAACGAGCAGGUCAAGGAAAUCCGCGCCAUUGCCAUGGUCCCGCAGUGGGCCACCCAUCAGCAAGUCCAUUUGCCCGACAAGAUGCCGGACCACGAGUACCUGCGCGGCCUCGAGCCGCUCGGCUGGCUCCACACCAUGCCCAACGAGCUCCCGCACCUGGCCCCGCAGGACGCCACCCUCCAUGCCCGCACCUUGGCCCGCACUGCCGAGAUCCCGCGCGCCCGCUGGGACGGCGAAAAGACCAUCGUCAUGACCUGCGCCUUCACCCCUGGCUCCUGCUCGCUGGCCGCCUACAAGCUCACCCCGCAGGGCUUCGAGUGGGGCCGCAACAACCAGGACAUGCAGUCUGCCAGCCCCGAUGGCUUCUCGCCCGCCUGCUUCGAGCGCGUCCAGAUGCUGCUCUCCGACCGCUUCAUGGGCUUCUUCAUGGUGCCCGAUGAUGACGGCAUCUGGAACUACAACUUCAUGGGCCCCGCCCACAGGGCCGACAUGUCGUAUGGCCUCCAGCUCGACGUGCCCCGCGACUUCUACGACGAAAUGCACCGUCCCAGCCACUUCAUGAACUUUGCCGAGAUGGAGGGCGGUGUCGAAGACGUCGAUCUGGAAGACGAGUUUGCCUAA